Molecule: messenger RNA, 1962 nt
Organism: Phlebotomus papatasi
Lineage: Eukaryota; Metazoa; Arthropoda; Insecta; Diptera; Psychodidae
Gene: CCT3
Product: T-complex protein 1 subunit gamma
Exons: 3
Coding region: 187-1827 (546 amino acids)
Biological process (GO): protein folding
Cellular component (GO): chaperonin-containing T-complex
Molecular function (GO): ATP binding; ATP hydrolysis activity; ATP-dependent protein folding chaperone
Source: RefSeq, a predicted model, not a curated record
UGUUGUGUUGUGCUGUGCUUUUAAAUACCCACAUGGAAAUAUAGGAAAUGUCCUAUGAAAUUUCCGCAGAUGUCCAAUGCAUCAGCCAUCGUGUAAAAAUAUUGGGUAUUUCAUAGAAAUUUCUAGAUUGUUUUUGACGUCCCAGUAUUUUUCAUAGAAAACGUGACUCCUUGAAAUUUUGCAAAAAUGUUCGGUGGACAAGGCCCUAUUAUUGUUUUGAGUCAAAAUACCAAGAGAGAUUCAGGGCGGAAAGUUCAGCUGGAAAACAUCGCGGCCGGCAAGGCUAUCGCUGAUGUGAUUCGCACGUGCCUGGGACCCCAGGCUAUGCUGAAAAUGCUGAUGGAUCCCAUGGGUGGCAUCGUGAUGACUAAUGACGGAAAUGCCAUUCUCAGGGAGAUCACAGUGCAGCAUCCGGCGGCCAAGAGUAUGAUUGAGAUUGCUAGGACGCAGGAUGAGGAAGUGGGCGAUGGAACAACGUCAGUUAUUGUGCUAGCUGGGGAAAUGCUGGCUGUGGCUGAGCCUUUCCUGUCGCAGCAAAUUCAUCCAACCGUCAUCAUCCGGGCGUAUCGUGAGGCUCUCGAAGACAUUCAGAAAAUCAUGGAAAAUGAACUGAGCAUCCCGUUGGAUCGGUCAGAUAAGAAACGCCUGGCACAGGUGGUGGAAUCCUGCAUAGGAACAAAAUUCAUCGGUCGCUGGGCAGAGCUGGCAGUGAAAAUUGCCCUGGAGGCAGUAGAGACGGUAAUGGUGCAGGAGAAUGGACGCACGGAGGUGGACAUUAAGCGCUAUGCAAAGGUUGAGAAGGUUCCUGGGGGUUCAAUUGACGAAUCCUGUGUCCUGCGUGGCGUUAUGCUCAACAAAGAUGUUACCCAUCCGAAGAUGAAGCGCUACAUUGAAAAUCCCAAGAUUGUUCUUCUGGAUUGUCCGUUGGAGUACAAGAAGGGUGAGAGUCAGACGAAUGUGGAAAUUGUGGCAGAGACAGAUUUCACGAGGAUGCUGCAGAUUGAGGAGGAGCAUGUGGCUAGGAUCUGCAAGGACAUCAUUGACGUAAAGCCGGAUUUGGUGUUCACGGUAAAGGGUGUGUCAGAUCUGGCACAGCAUUUCCUCGUCAACGCAGGUAUCACUGUCAUCCGGCGCGUGAGGAAGACAGACAAUCUCAGGAUUGCCAGAGCCUGCGGAGCCACCAUUGUCAAUCGCACGGAGGAGCUCCAGGAAAAGGAUGUAGGAACCGGUUGUGGAUUGUUUGAAGUCAAGAAAAUCGGGGACGAGUACUUCACAUUCAUCACUAACUGCAAAGAUCCCAAGGCCUGCACCAUCCUCCUACGCGGUGCAUCGAAGGAUAUUCUCAGCGAGACAGAACGCAAUCUCCAGGAUGCCCUGCAUGUGGCCAAGAAUCUGGUACUGGAACCUCGUCUUGUGCCCGGCGGUGGAGCCAUUGAGAUGGCCAUCUCACAUGCUCUGACCCGGAAGCAGGUACAGGGCCCCUAUAGGGCUGUAGCGAACGCCUUGGAAAUCAUUCCCAAGACUCUGGCUCAGAACUGUGGAGCAAAUAUCAUUCGUACUCUCACUGCUCUACGCGCCAAGCACGCCUCUCACUCUGGCGAGGGCAUCUGCCCAUGGGGUAUCGACGGGGAGUCCGGAGAACUAGUGGACAUGAACGUCCGAGGAAUUUGGGAGCCGAUCUCUGUGAAGUUGCAGGUGUACAAAACCGCCGUGGAGACGGCAAUUCUCCUGCUGCGUAUCGAUGAUAUUGUGUCUGGAUCAAAGAAGAAGGCCAAGGACAAUGAACCACCUUCGCCAGCGCAAAUGGCAGCUGGAGCUCAGGAUUAGCUUCAUCUCACAAUUUUUUUCAUUCACAUGCCUCACUUUAACAUCUUUUUCCUCUAAUACACCUAUUUUUGUAUUAAUCCCCAAAUGCUUGUACGUCCAGUGAUUUUCAAAUAAACAUUUCUUUUAAGCUGGAAA